AUGUCAGAUCUCAAACCCAUCAUCGCCUACGUCCACGGUGAGUCCACCCACCCGUCCGCUCACCCACCCCGGACCUCCGAAACACCACCUCAAGUCCUCUCACUAACAAUUCUCCCCCUCACCCCACCAAAAACAGAGGGCGGCGGUCCAAACCCCUACAAGGUGAUCAUAGCCCUAGAAGAGCUCUCCCUGCCCUACGAGAAGGUCCCCGUCCCGGACCCAAAGGCAGAGUGGUUCACAUCGGAGAUCAACCCCAACGGCCGCAUCCCGGCCAUCCGCGACCCCAACAACGGCGACCUGGUGCUCUGGGAGUCGGGCGCCAUCGUCGAGUACCUCGUCGACACGUACGGCCGGGGCCGCAAGCUGACGGCGUCCGACGAGGGCGGCGGCGCGGACAAGUGGCGCCUCAAGCAGUUCCUGCACUUCCAGAUGUCGGGCCAGGGCCCCUACUACGGCCAGUCGAUCUGGUUCCACAAGAACGACCCGGCCAACGCGGUGGCCAAGGAGCGCUACAACGAGCAGAUCGUGCGGGUGAUCGGCGUGCUGGACGGGCUGCUCAAGGGCAAGGAGUACCUCGUCGGCGACAAGUUCACAUAUGCCGACUUGGUUUUCAUCCCCUGGAACCGCGUCAUCGGCUACAUGCCGUUCCUCAAGGAAGGGCUCUGGGACAAGUACGACAUCGCAAACAAGUACCCCAACUACAUGGCCUGGAACGAGCGCCUGAACGAGCGCGAGUCCGUCAAGAAGGCAUAUGCUUGA
This is a messenger RNA of Thyridium curvatum, 759 nucleotides long. RefSeq lists its product as uncharacterized. The transcript has 2 exons. The record is from RefSeq and is a predicted model, not a curated record. NCBI's taxonomy places the organism in Eukaryota, Fungi, Ascomycota, Sordariomycetes, Thyridiales, Thyridiaceae. The coding region runs from base 1 to 759 and encodes 252 amino acids.